AUGGUGGCGCUGCCAGUGCAGCAAUUGACACCGAAUCUACUGCCGUUCAGCUACGUUGGAGUCCAUUACCUGGGGCUAUUCGACGUGAUCCUAGGACGCAGGAUGGAGAAGAGGUGGAUCGCACUGUUCUCCUGCUUGGUAACACGCGUGGUGCAUUUGGAAGUGGCGCAUGGACUGACGAUGCAGUCAUGUUUGAUGGCGGUACACCGUUUCAUUGGCCGCAAUGGGUGGCCGGUCGAUUUUUUCUCGAACAGCAGGACGAAUCUCCGAGGAGCCAGCAAGGAAGUAGUGGAGUAUGUGCAGAGCAUCAGCGAUGACUGUGCAGACCAACUGACGGACGCGAGUGGACGUUCAACCCCCUGGCCGCACCGCACAUGGGUGGCGUUUGGGAGCGGUUGCAUUGCGCUGCCGAAACGAGCAUUGAACGAAAGGAUAAUUCAUCGAUUUGCUCUUAAUUUCCCCCAUGGCUACGUCGCUUCGUGCCAAACCGCCCCCGCCCACACCACUCAACGAUCCCUGAGCGAGCACCUUCCGGCCAUAGAGGACACUACUGCGAGCUCCGCAGAAUUCUAA
This is a messenger RNA of Aedes albopictus (Asian tiger mosquito), 573 nucleotides long. RefSeq lists its product as uncharacterized. Lineage: Eukaryota; Metazoa; Arthropoda; Insecta; Diptera; Culicidae. The transcript is spliced from 3 exons. Bases 1 to 573 code for a protein of 190 amino acids. The record is from RefSeq and is a predicted model, not a curated record. Gene Ontology annotation, molecular function: nucleic acid binding.